Molecule: messenger RNA, 684 nt
Organism: Echinostoma caproni
Lineage: Eukaryota; Metazoa; Platyhelminthes; Trematoda; Plagiorchiida; Echinostomatidae
Source: the annotation of a GenBank genome assembly
AUGGGCUCCGUCGCAGUAACGUGCAAACGGGCGAACGACAAUCGCGAUUGGCUGGCAAGCUGAAUCUCCCACAUGGCUCAUAGUUCCACAACUGAUCCUCCUGCGGCAGUUCUCUACCAACUUAAGAAGCAUUGGAUCAGAACUUAUCCACCUCCCAUACCGACCCGAAAAUCACACGACUUAUCAGGGGUAUUCUCCAGUCAGCUUGGGCGUCUGAAACAUUCACUGACUGCUAUACUGGCCAUUUUGGAUGUGUGUCUUUCGGCGAUUCCCAUGCGCUUGAUUCACGUCGUCUAUCCCCUGUUGGUGGGCAUAUUCUACUCUCUAUUCAGUUAUGUGUUCUGGCUCAGUGGAGGUAUAGGUCCAUUCAAUGUGGGCCAAGUGUACCCCGGACUAAAUUGGUCUCAUCCGAGCACUGCAAUUUUGACCUGUCUGUGCGUCAUUCUAGUCUCGUUCUUGGUUCAGAUACUUCUCUAUCUGAUCUAUUAUGCGCGUGUCAGGCUUAGCCAAAAAUUGAAGGGUCGAGAAUUUACUCUUCCACUCGGUCCCGUGAAAUCUGGUUAUGGCGAAUUGGGGGACACUGAUCCCGGAGAUUUGGACAAUCCAGAGGAUCUAAUCAGUGUAAACUCGAUGAGCACGUGUGUGGGUACGAAAGCCAGUCGAGAUUACGGUGCGGUGGAGUAA